This is a messenger RNA of Staurois parvus, 1045 nucleotides long. The record is from the annotation of a GenBank genome assembly. Lineage: Eukaryota; Metazoa; Chordata; Amphibia; Anura; Ranidae.
AUGGGAAGGUCUCUUUCCUGCCUUUGUUCAAGGACCCUUUUCUUCCUGCUGUGCACUGUCCUUUGCAUUGCACAGAGCAGGGAAAAUUUCACACAGGUCCUUAGUCUUCACAAUGCCUCCUUGCACGCUCAGUUUCAGAUCUCUGCAAGUUCUCCAGCCCAUCGAGACCAGAUAGCCAAAGAAGGAAGCAGCACAGUCAUAGAGUGUAACCUUAAUGCCAGCCAGAAUGGGGACGUCAUGUGGUUUAACUCUAAAGGACACCCGCUUGGAGAGGUGGAAGGAGGAGGGAAAUGGCUGAUCUCUUCCACUGGAGCCCUUAACAUUACGAGUGUAACGUUUGCAGAUCGAGGGCGUUAUACUUGCAUGUGUCCAGUUGGUAAUGGCACCUCCUUCUACACAGUUACUCUUCGGGUGACUUUCACCUCUGGGGAUAUGGGGAUAUACUACAUGAUAGUCUGCUUGGUGACCUUUACCAUCACUCUGAUUCUGAACAUCACUCGACUCUGCAUGAUGAGCAGUCAUCUCCGGAAGACAGAGAAGGCUAUUAAUGAGUUCUUCCGCACAGAAGGGGGCUGAGAAGCUCCAGAAGGCCUUUGAAAUUGCCAAGCGUAUUCCAAUUAUCACCUCUGCUAAGACUCUGGAGCUGGCCAAGGUGACUCAGUUCAAAACCAUGGAGUUUGCUCGUUACAUAGAAGAACUGGCCAGAAGUAUUCCUCUGCCCCCUCUUAUAUUUAACUGCAGAGCUUUUUAUGGAAGAGAUGUUUGAAGCCGUGAGGUUGGAUGAUCCAGACCAGGUGGAAAAGGAGCACGGUUUAGGGAUUUACACGAUCAGUCCUGAUAUGGCUCGGAGCGGAUCUCCAGCUGGUGAUUCGGAAGACAGCUCGGUCCAAGGCCAGGAGAGAUAGCAGUUAAUGUGUCUGUUCAUCCUCAGUUUGAGACACAGAGCAUCAACACCAACCAUUCUCAGGAGUGUCCUCAUGCUAUGUUCCCUGAGGAAGUAAUCUCUAUAGCGGAUCAGGACAGGGCACCAGAAGCCAGUGUGUGA